AUGCAUGUCAGCACCACCAGCAUGAAUUCAAAUAGGAGAUCUAAUGAUAUUAGGUACGGUUUGUCAUUCGUGUCAGAUAACAACGCCCAAGUUUCAAUCAUCAAUGGCGCUGGUGUAGCUGUGGAGUCCAUCUACGUGUUGAUCUUCCUUAUACAUGCACCCAAGAAGGAGAAGGGGAAGAUCAUGGGCCUUCUUGUCUUCGUCGUCGCUGUGUUUUCAGCUGUUGCAUUGGUCUCCGUUUUGGCCCUCCAUGGCAAGAACAGGAACCGUCUCUGUGGUCUAGCUGCCUCAAUCUUCUCCAUCAUUAUGUAUGCUUCUCCUUUAUCAGUCAUGGUAGGCUCUUUACACCUUAUUUUUCUUUCCUAUGAGAACAUUAUAGAGGCUGACGAUGGUGAUCAAAACAAAGAGCGUGGAGUAUAUGCCAUUCUUGGUGUCCCUCUUUGUUUUCCUAUGUGGCAGUUCCUGGUGUCCAAUGGUUUAGGUACUGGCUUAGGGGCAAUGCAGCUGAUCUUGUAUGCCAUUUACCGCAACAAGAAGGGUGACACGCAGAAAGCCACCACCAACGGAUCCCUGGAGUUGGGGCUCGGCAAGCCCCACCGGCAGAACCAUUCCACCACCCUAUAA
This is a messenger RNA of Ilex paraguariensis (yerba mate), 624 nucleotides long. The record is from the annotation of a GenBank genome assembly. Lineage: Eukaryota; Viridiplantae; Streptophyta; Magnoliopsida; Aquifoliales; Aquifoliaceae.